CUGAUUUCUGCGAGUAAAGUCGACGCGAUCAUCCGCGUACAUCUCUCUCUCCGCACGCAGUCAUGAAACUAUCAAUAAUUUUUAUUGCGGUAAUUUCAACCGCGUGGGCGCAAACGAGAAACGUAGAGAGGCCCUUUCGCGCUCCUGAAAGGCAUAUCAAGUACGACGAAAUUGAUGGCUCGCGGGUCAACUGGAAGUACAUCAUACCCGAGAACCAGUUGCGAUCGCAACUGGCGAACGUAGAGCGGUCCCAAGCCGAGGGCGGCUCGUCCCAUCGUUUUCGACAAACUCAACAAACUCAGCAAGCUCAGCAAACUCAGCAAACUCAGCAAACAGCUCCGCAACAACACGCUCCGCAGCCCCAAUCCCAGCUACUCAAGCAGACUCCGCGAUAUUACAGCUACAAGCCGUACUCCGCGGUGCCGGGUCACAUCAGGCAACUGAUCAACUCGGUCUAUCAGCCACAGGCUCCCUACGUCGAUCCCGCGUCCUUCCUCUAUGGCGGCGAAUACACGCAGCAACUGCCGCAGCAACCGCCACAGCAACCGCCGCAGCAACCAGCUCCAGCUGCUUCCGAAAUUCCUCAAGCUGCCUACCUGCAAACAGCGGCGAGAUACCAGUCGAUCGAUCCUCAAAGCUAUAACGAUAGGAUAGAGCGUCAGGAUAGAGUCGUCUACGAGGAGGAUUACGAGCAGCAGCAGCAGCAGCAGCAGCAGCAGCAGCAGCAGCAGCAGCAGGAACAACAACAAGUGGUGACGUUGCCGAUUGGAACUCUGCCCGAUCCUCCGGCACCCACGCUGUACCUGGAUAAGAAUAUGCCUACGGAGAUCAAGCAGUUGUUACAAUAUCAGGCACAGAUACCGUACGUCGUCACAGCGAAUCGCAUCCAGUAUAGGCCGAAGAGCAUCUUCAUCCCCAAACCGUUGUCCGAUAACGAGAAGGAACUUAAUUACUAUCGUAGCAAGGUUUACUAUACGGACGAUGAAAACAUCGACGCGGAAUAUUCACAGAACAAUCCGAUCGACAAGGACCAGCGUCAUUAAUUGUCUGGCCUUUAAUACGAUUAAAAAUAUAAAUAUAUUAAUAUUCUGUUUUGAUAGGCUUUUCAAAGAGAAACGGCUGGCUUAUCUCAAGACUCGCUCGAAUCGAAUUCCAUUUUCAUUGAUGGAAAUGGCUUUCAGUGUUUCUGGCGUCAUCAGGAUUUUGUUAAGAUGAGCGUCUUAUACGCCUCAAAUUAUAGCAUCGUUUAUUGACGCUUUUAUGACUAUAUGUCUUGCAUUGCCGUGUAUUUCCCAAUGAUAGUUUCUUGACAAUCGUAAGAACCAGAUGGAGUAAUUAGAAGAACUAAUUGUUUGAUUUAUAAAACUAAUGUAAAACAAUUCAUAAAAAAGAAAAAUUUAUAAUAAAAUAAUAAAUUAAAAAUGAAGAAGAAAAUGUUUAAUUGGAGUGCUAUUCGAAGAAAUAGAAAAGAAUGGAAAUUUAUCAAAAUAAUAAUAACAACCGAAUAUUCGUCAAAACAAAAAUGAUAGAAUUGGUCUAUGAGUUAAUGAUAAGAUUGGUCUCUUUUCAAUCAAUUCUUUUUAUUUUUAUUUUAAUUAAUUAUAAGAUUAUAUUCAAUUAAUUUUUCGCAUUUAUGUAAGAUAGAAAAUGUUUAACAACACGGUAGCGCGAAGAAUGUAAGUUUUUGUACGAAAUAAAUAUCGUUUCCGCU
This is a messenger RNA of Formica exsecta, 1711 nucleotides long. RefSeq lists its product as uncharacterized. The record is from RefSeq and is a predicted model, not a curated record. The transcript is spliced from 4 exons. Bases 63 to 1043 code for a protein of 326 amino acids. Lineage: Eukaryota; Metazoa; Arthropoda; Insecta; Hymenoptera; Formicidae.